AUGCGAAGAGAAAAAAAUGAUCGUUUCGGAUUUACCAAUGAUGGCACAGUGAUACUAUCGUAUGAUUUUGAUACAUUUCCAUCGGCUCUAUCCAUUCGACCACAUGCUUUUCGUUGGAUUAAUGAACCUCGUCGAUUAACACAUUCAUCAACUACUAACGAUAGAAGUUUACAACCAACGACACGAGCAACAAAUUCCGAAAAAUUUCGUGUUCAACUUAAUGUAGCAGGAUUUAAUCCUGAAACAAUUCAAACACGUAUUGAUUAUUGA
This is a messenger RNA of Rotaria sp. Silwood1, 270 nucleotides long. Lineage: Eukaryota; Metazoa; Rotifera; Eurotatoria; Philodinida; Philodinidae. The record is from the annotation of a GenBank genome assembly.